CCGGACAGGUGAAAAGUCAUUCAAACCGCGCGAAUACGCGAUCGGGCGUACAUGUCUCACUGAAUUCGGUGGUUUUUUUUUCAUUUCCAUUUUAUCGUUCGUUUGGUUUUGGUUGUUAUUUAGGUUCUGGUAUUAACGAGUGAUCAAUGCAAUGACUAUUGCCUGUGGUACGGAGGACAGGAGGCGGAUUUCGCACGGGCCAGAGGUCGGAUUUUCCAGAAUGGGUAAAUUGACACUGUUUGUGUUUCUACUGCUGUUGAAUAAUGCACUGGGUGAUGAACCAAGUCCAACACCAUCGGUGGCAACGACCCUCGGUAACUUGUACCGGCAAGCUCGCUCUGAGAUGUAUUACGGAAGCAGAUACGCUGCUGAGGGCUCAUCCGUGACUUCCGGUGCAAUUGGUGUACGCGGUGAGCCAGAGCACCGCGAUGCUGCCUACUACGAGUCACGUUGCAUCACCUGCGACCCAAACAAGUCCGCAGGCCCUGACAGAGGGUGGAGGCAGAGAAAUCGAUACGACUAUUACGACGACGAUUAUUUAGCGGAUAAGAGAGACCGGGAUCGUUAUGACAAUUCCCUUCCCGACAUGACGAGGGGUGGUUAUGAUUACGACAGGAUGAAAGGAUCUGCUUAUGAUUACGAUAGGAUGCGAGGAGGGUAUGAUUAUGAGAGGCCACGAGGAGCUGCUUACGACUACGACCGUGUCAAACCACUACCACAGGAAUAUGAUCGUUAUGAUCCGUAUGUGAGACAUGAUGUGGGACGACCUAUGGCUUAUCCGGACCGAUACGACGUACAAGCUGGGAGAGAUCGUUACUACGACAAUCCAAAGUACGACUACAACUCCGAUCGCCACCCUGAACGUGGAAAUGGCUAUGACAAUGUGGACCAGAGGCAUCUGUACAUGAAUCGAUAUGAUCCUUACUUGAUCACUGCCCGUAGACGACCCAUCGACGAUCUCUACGUGAACAGAUACGACCCGUACAAUCGAAAUUAUCCUGUGAGAUAUGACCCCUACGAGCGUUAUGAUCCGUACUGGGAACGAAGUUAUAACCGUCGUCCCUACGAUGAUCGAUACGAACGUUAUCCAAUUCGAGAUAGACCUGAUUCCCGUGGAUAUUUCUCCGGUGGAAUGUGGGGACCGGGUUAUGAACGAGGUUACGCCAGUAGUUGGAACUACCUUGGACCUAGGGACAGCUGGAGGGAGCCUGGCAGAGACAGAGAGUCAGGGGACAAUUGGAAGGACUUGGAAAGGAAUCGUAGUGGCCCUUAUCGUCCCAGGGAUUAUUUCAAUGACAGCACAGCAUCGCCAGUAGGUUCUCGGGGCACCGGCUACUCCUACGAUCGACCUGAGACAUCGACCAAAUCAGAUACGACAGAUCAUGACCAAGCAACUAGUGCACCACAAACACAGGACAAUAAAGUGUACAAGGAUUGAGCCAUUGCCUCGAAUUAACUCUCCUAAACUGACUCAAUGCUACCAUAUCACGCAUUUUCGAAAAUUUUCUAUUUUCAGUGAAGUAAGGGUCGAUAGAAAUGUAAAAAAAACAAAUUCCUGCUCUCAAUUAUGCUGACUUGAGAUAAAAUAAUUGAAAACAUCGAAUAAUUCAGAGAUCUUCAAUUGUGACUGCAAAAAAUAGUACAUUUUGAUGCGAUUGUGCAAAAGUGUUUUUGGGCUCGUGGGAGUGCGAACAAAAGUCCGAUAAAAAUUACGAAAGAUCUCAUAACAAGUACGGAAGGCUCCGUAAAAAUUACAUAACUCGCUGCGUACUAUUUACGGAGUGUUCCGUGCUUUUUAUUUUGAAAUGCCGCGGAAGUUUUAUUCAACUAUUUCUCGCCGUACAGUAACGAGUGUGGCAUCGGCGGCCCGAAGCGCAGCCGAGGGCUGGCCAUCACACGAGUUGUAUCACUGCGUCGCAAAUGAAUCGAAAUAUACUAUUCUCAUAUCACGUUGAAAGAUACUGACGAAUAAUUAAAAUCCGAAUUUCUAAAACUGCUCUUCAAAAACAAUUAAUGAACAAAUUUAUCAUUAGUUUUAUUGCUCACUUCAAGGGAAUCUACCACAAUAUCGAUGAAAUUAGGAUAUAAUUUGUACUAAAAUAAUAAUUAAGUGAAUGAAUAAAUAAUUGAUAAAUUGAA
Molecule: messenger RNA, 2139 nt
Organism: Diachasmimorpha longicaudata
Lineage: Eukaryota; Metazoa; Arthropoda; Insecta; Hymenoptera; Braconidae
Exons: 7
Coding region: 152-1438 (428 amino acids)
Source: RefSeq, a predicted model, not a curated record